Molecule: messenger RNA, 1482 nt
Organism: Hordeum vulgare subsp. vulgare (domesticated barley)
Lineage: Eukaryota; Viridiplantae; Streptophyta; Magnoliopsida; Poales; Poaceae
Product: probable leucine-rich repeat receptor-like protein kinase At1g35710
Exons: 1
Coding region: 223-777 (184 amino acids)
Biological process (GO): protein phosphorylation
Cellular component (GO): plasma membrane
Molecular function (GO): ATP binding; protein kinase activity
Source: RefSeq, a predicted model, not a curated record
UGGAGCCACGACAACGGCGAGCUGCUGCUGGUGUACGAGUACAUGUCGAACGGUAGCCUGGACCAGCACCUGUUCAGCUCGGCGCCGGGGUCUCGGCCGUGGCAGGCCCUCGGGUGAGAGCUCCGGUACAACAUCGUGCAGGGCGUGGCGUCGGCGCUGCACUACCUGCACGACCAGUUCGACCAGCGCGUGGUGCACCGCGACCUCAAGGCCUCCAACAUCAUGCUCGACGUCGCCUUCACCGCGCGCCUCGACGACUUCGGCCUGGCCCGCGCCAUCGAGACGGACAAGACCUCCUACAUGGAGGAGGCCGACGGCGGCGUGCACGGCACCGUCGGCUACAUCGCCCCCGAGUGCUUCCACACCGAGAAGGCCACGCGCGAGUCCGACGUCUACGCCUUCGGCGCCGUCAUCCUCGAGGUGGUCUGCGGUCGCCGCCCGCGCCGCGACAUCGAUGGCUUCACUUCCUCGUCGACUGGGUGUGGCGCCUCCAGCGCGACGGCCGCGCGCUCGAGGCCGUCGACCCCGGCCUCGACGACGCCUUCGACGAGGAUGACGCCGAGCGCCUGCUCAUGCUGGGCCUGGCAUGCAGCCACCCGACGCCCGCGGAGCGGCCCAAGGCGCAGAUCCUGCUGCGCUCCAUGCCCACGCCGCGGUGCCGCCGUUCAAGCCAUCCUUUGUGUGGCCGGCGACAGACGGAGGGUUCAACACCAUGUCGAGGACGGUGGGGUCGACGUCGAGCACGGUUGUGACAUCCACGUCCACGUGGAGCGGUAACUUCGCGAGGGGCAGCCAGAACCACGCACCGGGGCCGGAGCAGGGCGUGAACUACAGGUGCGUGGAGAAGAGGAAGGGGGUCUGGCGUGAUGUGUUUGUCUAAUGGACUGUGGGUUGAAUUCCAAAAACUACAGGGGCGUUUUUACAAAAACAAAACAUUUUUCUGUUUGUACCACUUAAAAACAUACCGCGGGUUGAAUAUCGAAAAAUCAAAUGAUGCUUUUGUAAAAAUGCCGCGACGGACGACAUAAGCGCUGCGCGCUUUAUUAUUAAGGGAGAUGUGUGGACGGAUUCGGAGAGUAUAUGUUUGGUAGUUAUUUCCUUACAAUUUCUUUUUCUUUUUUGUAGACCUACUUUUCAUUAUUUUGUGGGAUCUGCUCCUGCAGAUGGUUUAUUAUAUUUACGAUUUUGUAGAAUAAUAAUUUGUCAAGAGGCAAACCAAUCUUUACGGGGACUUCGUAAAUCUCAAGAUGAUAUACUGGCAUAGUCUCUCGAAAAUGCUUAUAGGAUAGUGUGUACAUAUAUGCGUUCAUAGGGGUGAGUGAAUGCGCGUGUAUAUGGACGCUUGCGUUUGUACUAUGUUUAAAAAAAACUUGUCAAGAGAGGGGUCAUUUGGAGGGGUGGAGAUGGCUCACUAAUCAGAACCUAGAUCUCGUGUGGACCAUCCUUUCCGCCAACUAAGCUGAAGUGCAAUUUUUGUUUUAA